AUGUUCAAUCGUUUUUUGACAAACCCACUUCUCAAUAGAAGCAGUGGGAUCCAGAAUACUAUUGCGAGAUUUAAACAUGUUUCCGCCAAUGCUACCACAUACCCUCUCCCAGAAAGAUUAAUUAACUUCUCAACGAAGAAUGACUUUAAUGAGUCCUUGCAAAAUAAUGAGACAUUACGGGAGCUUAUGGUUGCUUAUCAAAAGGGUAAUUUUAAAAUUGUUGAUGCUUAUGCUGACGAGGUUGCUGAAGAAUUAAACUCGAUUCGUUCGUUACCAAGAACCAUAUUUCCAAAGGAUGAAAUAUUUCAAAAAGUUGAUAAUGAUAAAAAAAUUGGUCAAUGGAGAAAACCUGCAAUGAAAUGGAUAAGAACUGGUUUACAUCUCAUGAAAUACUAUAGGAACGGUAUGCACAAUACUAUUAAAGUCUUCAGGGAAACGAAGUCAAUUCCGAAAAGGUUAAAAGAUCAAUCACAGACACCAUUGGUAACAAAAUUAUUUCAUAUUAUCGAAAUUAAUGAGAUCGAAUACUCAAAAUUAAAAUUAGAUACCAUUAAAACGAUACCUAUAACGAGGAAAGAGUUUGUAGAAUAUUCUAGGAGAAAAGAGAUUUGGAAAUUGCCCAUUUUCUUUCUAGUUGCCUUAAUCUUCGAAGAGAUGACGGCUAUCAUUUGUUACUUUUUUCCAAGAAUGGUACCAUAUAAUUGUUUAACGCCUGGUGGCUUUAAACAUUUAUCUUUAAUGAACAUAAAGAAGUCUAAACCAAGUAUACUAACAAAAAAUUCAAAUUCCACGUAUAUUUCACCCUAUAGUGCAUCAAGGGAAACAGUAUAUGGUCACCUUCAAGGAAAACUAUCCGAUUUGUAUAUUUCUUCUUGGAAGCUAAGGAUAUGCAAACUAACAAACAACAAAACAAUCCCUUCAGAAGCAUUAAUGACGUUAUAUCAUCAUACCUUUGUGGAUGACUGGCUAGUUUUACAGCAUAUUCUGCAUAAUAAAAAUAAUACUGUGUUAAGUUACGAAGAGUUAGUCAAUAUGAUUUUACUUAGGAAAUUGUACAAACCAACCGAAGAUUUGAAUAAAAUGAGUAAUGACGAUCUUGGUAGAAAAGUAUUAGUGUGGCGUUUGAUUUUCUAUUGGUCCUAUAGAUUCAAUAAUGUCGUCACAACUCAUAAAAAUAGUAUGUCUCACGAUCACGAAACACCAUUAUUCAGUCAAAAAUGGGGCGUAUCAAAUAUUUCAACCUUUAAUAACCCCGGAACAUUGAAUGGGGAACUGUUCGAGAAAGGAAACCUUAAUAUAUUUAAAUAG
Tetrapisispora phaffii CBS 4417 is the source of this 1308-nucleotide messenger RNA. RefSeq names its product Pnt1p (gene PNT1). Bases 1 to 1308 code for a protein of 435 amino acids. The transcript has a single exon. Lineage: Eukaryota; Fungi; Ascomycota; Saccharomycetes; Saccharomycetales; Saccharomycetaceae. The record is from RefSeq and is a predicted model, not a curated record.